Branchiostoma floridae (Florida lancelet) is the source of this 1821-nucleotide messenger RNA. RefSeq lists its product as uncharacterized. Gene Ontology annotation, biological process: negative regulation of translation; proteasome-mediated ubiquitin-dependent protein catabolic process; protein polyubiquitination. The record is from RefSeq and is a predicted model, not a curated record. Lineage: Eukaryota; Metazoa; Chordata; Leptocardii; Amphioxiformes; Branchiostomatidae. The coding region runs from base 1 to 1821 and encodes 606 amino acids. Gene Ontology annotation, molecular function: translation repressor activity; ubiquitin protein ligase activity; protein binding. The transcript is spliced from 3 exons.
AUGAAUGAAGAUCCCAUCUCCGAUGCGACAGUCCUGGUAACCGCAGGCGGUAUGGCUCAAGCAAAUCCGGUGACAACAACAGGGAAAACAGCUUCCAGACCAGCAGGCAUUGGUGGCAUCAAACCAUAUGCUGUUAGAUAUCAAACAGAUGAUCAUGAUGAUGAUGACAUGGUUACAAAGAGCAAGGAAACAAGGAACGGAGAAGCGCAAGAUGCCAGUUGUUGCAUUAUUGACCACACCGAACCGUAUGCCGUUAGAUAUGGUGAAGAUGAUGACUUUCCAACGGAGAGAAACACAUCCGAGAGUGCACAAACACAAGAUGCCAGCUCUACCAAUGUCAACAUCGAACCGUAUUCUGUCAGAUAUGGUGAAGAUGGUGACUUUCCAACGGAGAGAAACACAUCCGAGAGUGCACAAACGCAAGAUGCCAGCUCUACCAAUGUCAACAUUGAACCGUAUGCUGUCAGAUAUGGUGAAGAUGAUGGUGUUCCAACGGAGAGAAACACAACCGAGAGUGAACACAAGCAAGAUGUCAGCUCUGCCAAUGUCAGCAUUGCACCGUAUGCUGUUAGAUGUGGGGAAGAUUAUGGUGUUCCAACGGAGAGAAACACAACCGAGAGUGAACACAAGCAAGAUGUCAGCUCUGCCAAUGGCAACAUUGAACCGUAUGCUGUUAGAUGUGGGGAAGAGGACGACGUUCCAACAGAGAGAAACACAACCGAGAGUGCACAAACACAAGAUGCCAGUUUUGCCAAUGUCAACAUCGAACCGUAUGCUGUUAGAUAUGGGGAAGAUGAUGUCGUGCCAGCGGAAAGAAACACAACCGAGAGUGCAUCGAGUGUGCGUGACGAUAGAAAUCAGGCACCGAUGCCAAACGGUCCCCAACAGGACAUUUGUGAAGACCGGUACCAGCAUAACUCGACAGCCAAUGGCUCCUUGGGGGAAGCAACACCUACCCUGUCGUCUAGCCCAAGAACCUCUCAGGCCCCUAAUGGUGAAGAUGAGAAACCAGAGAAGAUCGUCUUUGGAGGGUUGGGAACAGAACCAGGGAAGUUUCAACAAGCCUGCAGAGUGGCAGUGUCUGACGACAACGAGAUCUUCGUGCCUGAUUUCUACAACAGACGAAUCCAAGUCCACAACAUGAGUGGGGUCUACCUCCGCCUCUUCCCAACCGUCGUCCCGGGUAAAAAGGUGAAAAUGCAACCCAACGGUGUCGCCAUUGAUGGAGAGGGGCAUUUGUGGGUUGCGGGGGUAAGGGAGGAGGAGGUACAUGUGGUGCAGUACAGACGCCAUGGACAGCCUUUGUCCAAAUUUGACGUCACGGGUGUCUUAGUGUAUCCUGAAAUUGCAGUGGACGUGGACAACCACAAAAUCAUCGUGACCAACAAGAAUGAAAUAUUGGUGUUCCAACCUAACGGAUCGUUACAUCUGAGAUUCAGGGAGACACAGCGGUCCCUCAUAUCAAGCGUAACGACAGAUAGCAAGGGAAACAUCCUUGUCACGGUCAUCCCGAACAGUAUCCAGGUCUAUAAUCGCCACGGGGUGAGGUUAUUCACAGCUGGAACAUGCCGACGAGGACAGUUCCCCUGUCAUUCCCGAGGAAUCUGCUUGGAUACUUUGGGGCGCAUCGUUGUGGCGAACGGACUACCGGGGCGAGUUGACAUGUAUACAAGCCGCGGGAAAUUUGUCCGCACCCUGGUCAACAUAGAAGACCCAUGGGGCAUUGCUAUUGGACGUGACGGACAGUUGUUGGUGACCAGUAAACAGGAAGGCACUGUGACCAUCUUUCCACGCCAAGUGGUAUAUAACACAGGCAACUAA